Molecule: messenger RNA, 1650 nt
Organism: Olea europaea var. sylvestris
Lineage: Eukaryota; Viridiplantae; Streptophyta; Magnoliopsida; Lamiales; Oleaceae
Product: patatin-like protein 3
Exons: 6
Coding region: 316-1551 (411 amino acids)
Biological process (GO): lipid metabolic process
Molecular function (GO): monoacylglycerol lipase activity; glycerophospholipase activity
Source: RefSeq, a predicted model, not a curated record
GGCAGGUCUCAUCUAGAACAUACACUAUUAGUAAGAAAUAAGAUGAAAUUUGUUAAAUUCCUAAUUAUACGUUUUUGUGUGGGGUAACAUUUGACAAUUUUAGGAGACAGAGAUUCACAAAUAGCGUCAUCUGUGUUCCUGGAAAGCUCAAACGAAGCGAUUGAACUUUGACAAAAAUCAAUAAUUCAAUAUCGAUAUACAUCUUUUGCUGUGUAGGAGAGCAUCAAAGAAUUCUUAGCCAUUGCCUCUCUUCCUUAAAAAUUCUCUUUUCUGUAGUUAAAACUUUUGUAGUAAUUUACCUCUGGUAGUUAGAAAAUGAAGAAGAGGGUUCUUCUUUUCGCAUUUACUUUGGUAGCAAUACUUCAGAAUUUGCAAUUUCCUGCGGCUAAUGCUCAAACAAAAGGAAGAAUGGUAACAGUUUUGAGUAUUGAUGGAGGUGGCAUCAGAGGCAUCAUUCCUGGCACUUUACUUGCUUUCCUUGAAGCCAAACUACAGGAAUUAGAUGGACCUAAUGCAAGAAUUGCAGAUUAUUUUGAUGUAGUAGCAGGAACAAGCACAGGGGGUUUAAUUACUACUAUGCUCACAGCUCCUGGUAAAGAUAAUCGCCCCCUAUAUGCUGCAAAAAAUAUUUCUAGCUUCUACUUGGAGCAUGGCCCCAAAAUCUUCCCCCAGCGAAGCCGGAACAACUUCUUCUCGGCCAUUACAAAUAUAUUAGGCGGUCCGAAAUAUGACGGGAAGUACCUCAAAUCAUUGAUCCAAGGACUAUUAGGCAAUCUGACUCUGAGCAAGACCUUAACAAAUGUGGUGAUACCAUCUUUUGAUAUCAAGAGCCUUCAACCAAUUAUUUUCACUUCAAAAGAAGCAAAAGCAAGUGUUUCCAAGAAUGCUCAGCUAUCAGAUGUCUGUCUAGGCACGUCUGCAGCUCCAACUUUUCUGCCUCCACACUAUUUUGAAACUACCGACGCGCAAGGAAAGAUAAAAACUCACGAUCUUGUCGAUGGAGGGGUUGCUGCAAAUAAUCCAACCCUAAUGGCAAUAACACACAUUUCCAAAGAAAUUUUGUUGGGAAACUUUGAACUUGUGGACAUGGAACCAAUGGACACAAACAGAAUGCUGGUUCUCUCAUUAGGAGCUGGUAUAGCUGAACUAGAAGAGAAGUACAACGUAAAGGACGCCAAAAGAUGGGGCUUGCUUGGUUGGGUUUACAACAAUGGUGCAACACCACUGUUCGACAUCUAUGCUGAUGCAAGCUCGGAUAUGGUCGAUAUUCAUGUUUCAACCCUUUUCCAAUCCCUUCGCAAUGAAAAAAAUUACCUCCGUAUUCAGGAGGAUACAUUGUCCGGGGAUGCAUCAUCGCUUGACAUUGCUACCACAAAGAAUAUGCAAACACUUAUUCAAAUGGGAGACAGUAUGUUGAAGAAGCCAGUUUCAAGGGUGAAUUUGGAAACUGGUCGACCCAGGCCAGUUCAAGGAGAGGGUACUAAUGAAGAAGCUCUUAGUCGCUUUGCAAAGUUACUUUCAGAUGAAAGAAAGCUCCGGCAACGCGAAUAGUAAGUGGCACUAUUAUAGAGAGUAUUAUCUUAGUCGAUCAAUAAGAUUGGACAAUGUCAUAAAUUAUAAACAAUAUAUUAACCUUUUUUUCCUUCUCGA